Messenger RNA from Fraxinus pennsylvanica, 1548 nucleotides. Lineage: Eukaryota; Viridiplantae; Streptophyta; Magnoliopsida; Lamiales; Oleaceae. The record is from the annotation of a GenBank genome assembly.
AUGUUUCAGAAGUUCUUCGACACUUCCUCCGAUGAGAGCAUUAGGCUGCUUCUCUCCGCGGCGGUUGGCGUACUUUUCAUCUUCUGGUUCGUGCUAUUAUUCAUCGGAAAAACAAAGAAAAAAGGUCCUAAUUCACUGCCACCAGGCCCCAAAGGCUUGCCCCUUCUGGGAAACCUCUUGUCUCUUGAUCCUGAACUUCAUACAUACUUCACAACCCUAGCAAAAACUUAUGGUCCAAUUCUAACCCUGAAGCUAGGCAAAAAGAUUGGUGUAGUAAUCAGCUCACCAGAUUUGGCUAGGGAAGUACUUAAGGAUCAAGACACGACUUUCGCCAACCGGGACGUGCCGGUGGCCGCCAAAGAAGCGGCCUACGGCGGCUCAGACAUAGUCUGGACACCGUAUGGACCUGAAUGGAGAAUGUUGAGGAAAGUAUGCGUCCGAGAAAUGCUUGGUACUUCUUCUUUAGAUUCUGUAUACUCCCUGCGACGCAGCAAACUCCGGCAGACGAUUAAAUACUUGCAUAGCCAGGCCGGUUCACCGGUCAACAUUGGAGAGCAGAUGUUUCUGACUGUGCUGAAUGUGAUUACAAGCAUGUUGUGGGGUGGCACGAUCAAGGGCGAAGAUCGGGCCGGGCUUGGGGCAGAGUUUAGAGAAGUGGUUACAGAGAUGACAGGAUUGUUAGGGAUGCCUAAUUUAUCAGAUUUUUUUCCAAUUUUGCAGCGUUUUGAUCUGCAAGGAGUAGAGAAGAAGAUGAAGAUUUUGGCACAGAGAUUUGAUAGGAUAUUUGAGACCAUGAUCGAUCAACGGUUAAAAAUGGGAGAUAAUGGGGCAGAAAACAAAGAUUUUCUGCAGUUCCUUUUGCAGCUGAAGGAUGCUGGAGAUGCCAAAGUUCCUUUUACAAUGACACACCUCAAAUCCUUAUUAAUGGAUAUGGUUGUUGGAGGAACAGACACAACAUCAAACGCAGUCGAAUUUGCCUUGGCAGAAAUGAUAAACAAACCACAAGUUCUAAAUAAAGUCCGGCAAGAACUGGAGACUGUAGUAGGCAAAGACAACAUAGUAGAAGAAUCCCAUAUUAACAAAUUUCCAUAUCUCUAUGCUGUAAUGAAAGAAGCCCUUCGUCUACAUCCUACUCUUCCACUUUUAGUCCCCCACUGCCCUAGUGAAACCUGCACUGUUGGAGGAUACACAAUCCCCAAAGGGGCUCGAGUUUUCGUUAACGUGUGGGCAAUACACCAUGAUUCUACUAUCUGGGAAAACCCUUUGGAGUUUUCUCCUGAGAGAUUCUUGAAUGGAAAAUGGGAUUACAGUGGUAAUGACUUCAAAUAUUUUCCGUUUGGGUCGGGACGAAGAAUUUGUGCAGGGACAGCAAUGGCUGAGAGGAUGUUUAUGUAUUCACUGGCUUCAUUAGUUCAUUCUUUUGACUGGAGAUUGCCUGCUGGAGAAAGGUUGGAGCUUUCAGAAAAGUUUGGGAUUGUGUUAAAGAUGAGAAAUCCACUGGUUGCAAUUCCAAUCCCAAGAUUAUCUGGUCCUAAACUCUAUGACUAA